Messenger RNA from Iphiclides podalirius (scarce swallowtail), 2409 nucleotides. The record is from the annotation of a GenBank genome assembly. NCBI's taxonomy places the organism in Eukaryota, Metazoa, Arthropoda, Insecta, Lepidoptera, Papilionidae.
AUGCCAGUCCACUGGAGUUCCGAAAUAAUGAAAUGGGAGUACAGAGAAUUACAGGCCACUGCUAUGUCAAUAGAUUAUUCAGGCAACAAUGUUUUAUUAGCAGGGCGUAGAUGGUUAGCCAUUAAACACAUCAGUUUAGAAGAUGAUACUGGAGGAGACAUUGUUAAAAAAUACCCUCGUCACAGUAAAUACGAUGCUGCUGGAGCAGAGUGGUGUCAAACAUAUCAAGGGAAAAAUCUAUGUGCAAUAGCGAGCAAUCAGCGUGUGGAUGUAUAUGACUGGCGUGCAGGCAAUGACUUGACAUGUAUAUGUUCCUUGCGGGGGCAUACUCGUGUUGUUAGUGAUACACAUUUUCAUAGACAGGACCAUACUCUCAUUGCGACUUGCUCCAUUGAUACUUUUACUCACUUAUGGGAUUUAAGAGAUGCUAGAAAACCAGUUAUUUCCUUGUGUGCAGUAGCUGGAGCAUCUCAAGUUCAAUGGAAUAAAGUAGCAACUCAUGUAGUUGCUACAGCACAUGAUGGAGAUAUAAAAAUUUGGGACUACCAUGAUGCUGAUGGCGAAGAUGACAAUAAUAGUGAUAGCGUUAGCUAUUCUUCUACGGUUGGCUCUGUUAAUGACCUUUCGCUUGCUGACAAAAAUCAGGAUUCUCAAUCGAAUAAGAUUUCCCACAAAGUUAUUACGUCCAUUGAUGAAGAAUUCGAGUCUAUCCGUGAAAUGGCAAACAUAGAAGUUACGGACAUGAACAUAGAGACACGCACGUGUCAGAUCCACUCGGAGCGAAAUGGUUAUGUAGCAAACCUACAGGUUACCUUCCCCAGGAACGUAACCGAACAGACAAUACCGAAAUUCUCAUGGCUUUCUGGAACUAACGUCGACAGCCCAACCACUAUAAAGAUUUUACAAGCCAUUAACAAAACGGCUUAUCGCAAAAAGAAAGAAGGUCAUAGAUGUUUAUUGCAUUGCUUAAAAACAUUGGCGACGUCAAUCGACGAAAUACCGGUGAAGUCCAACGACGACUCGGAUUCGAUGAAGUCGAGCCAGCGGAGCCAGUCGGAGAGCGAGAACGCGGGCGACUCGUGCAUACCGUUCCCGCGCACAUGCGGCGCGAAGUGGUGCGGCGUCAGCACGCUGGUGGUGUUCAACCGGCCGCCGAACGCGAGGCGGCUCUCGCUGAAGCACGAGGCGGGCACUCCGAGGUCCAUGUCGUCCCUCUCGCUCACGCCCGGCCUCUUCGGCGGCGGCUACAGCUCGGUCUCCCCCCACGCGACCACAACGCCCUCUCCGACGAACGCCUCCGGCUUCCCCCAACUGCUGCACCGCCACCCGUCCAACUCCAUAACAACGUUCUACUUCCAGGACAGAUGGAAAGCUCAAAGCCGCCGCGCAGGUAAUAUACGAAGCCGGGGCAGUAUAUCGGGCUGCUCGUCGCCCCGGGUCGUUUUGUAUGCUGCCAACAACCUGUUUCCUCUUAAUCGAUCACUGGCCGAAAAAUACAUCAUCAACGCCGAUGAUCCCAUUGAAAUGUGCGAGAGGAACGCGAAGGUGGCAGCCGAUGAAGGGGAGGGGGAUAUAGCCCACGCGUGGGGCCUAGCCGCGCUUGCCGCCCGCGCCUUGGCGGCUCGUCUCUCAGACCACCUGACCUCCAGCGAGGAGAGCAUGGGCUGGGUUGGCCACCCGCUCUGCUGCAACCUCGUCCAGGCACUGAUAUCACACUAUGCUAAAGCUUCUGAUGUUCAAAUGGCUUCGAUGUUAGCCAGCGCUUUUGCCGUUUUUAACGACACCUACAACUCAAGUUCACAAUCAACCAUCAGCACUUCGAGCUGUUGCCAUUCGUCACAGGGCAAUGGAACGUCGCCAUACAGCACAGUGAAUCAGUACAGCGAAAUAAGCGCGGACGGAUGGACUUUGCCAAUAAUACUACGCAGCAAUUCCUGCUCCGAAGCGGAAAACUUCCACACUGACUCGACUCUGUCGAAGUCCGAGCGUGCCUCUGCCUGCGUUCUAGACGAAGCGACCGUCCACCUUUACAACUGUUUCAAACGCGUAUACGCCGAUAUACUGCAUCGGUGGCAACUACUGUAUAAGAGGACUGAGGUGAUGAAGCUGGUGGGGGGGCGCGGCGAGCGCGCUCAGUCGCCCGCCGGCCCCGAGGCGGUGUGGGAGUGCGCGUGGUGCGCGCGCGUGUGCCGCGGUGGGGCGUGCGCGGCGUGCCGACGUCCCGCGCUGCGCUGCGCCGUGUGCGCGCUCGGCGUGCGCGGCCUGGCAGUCGCGUGCGCGCUCUGCGGCCACGCCGGCCACGCGCGCCACCUGCUCGAGUGGUUUGCUCAUCACGACAAUUGUCCGACGGGAUGCGGUUGCAAAUGCGUCAUCGAAGGAACGUCCGUAUGGAAAGGAGUUAAGUAUGUG